Molecule: messenger RNA, 1239 nt
Organism: Solanum dulcamara
Lineage: Eukaryota; Viridiplantae; Streptophyta; Magnoliopsida; Solanales; Solanaceae
Product: PHD finger protein ALFIN-LIKE 1-like
Exons: 6
Coding region: 161-907 (248 amino acids)
Biological process (GO): regulation of DNA-templated transcription
Cellular component (GO): nucleus
Molecular function (GO): transcription coregulator activity; histone binding; transcription cis-regulatory region binding
Source: RefSeq, a predicted model, not a curated record
UACUUUAUAAUAAAGCUCUAUUUAUAACGUCUGCUCCAAAUACACAGUUUUUUCUUCAGUUCAAUGUUCUUCUUCUUUUGUAGUUCAAUAAAUUUGUGAAAAUUGAGAUCAGUUGACAGUAAGAGAUAAUUUCAAUUUGAUUUUAUUUAUUUGGGGGAAUAUGGCUUCAAUUUCUUCUCGUCCUCGGACUGUAGAAGAGAUCUUCAAAGAUUACAGCGCUCGCCGGCUUGGGAUACUUCGUGCUUUAACUAAUGAUGUGGAAGAAUUUUCUAAUCUGUGUGAUCCAGAAAAGGAAAAUUUGUGUCUGUAUGGACAUCCGAAUGAAACAUGGGAAGUCAACCUUCCAGCUGACGAAGUUCCACCUGAACUCCCAGAGCCAGCGCUUGGGAUAAAUUUUGCAAGGGAUGGGAUGAAUCGUAGAGAUUGGCUUUCACUGGUUGCUGUGCACAGUGAUUGUUGGUUGCUUUCUGUGGCCUACUUUUUUGGAGCUCGUCUUAACAGGAAUGAAAGCAGGUCACAACAGUUUGCUAGAAGGAAGCGCCUGCACAGCUUGAUCAACGAUCUGCCCACUGUUUUUGAAGUUGUAGCAGAAAGAAAGCCCAUAAAAGAAAAGCCUAGUGCAGAUGGUGGGAGCAAAUACCGUGUAAGCAUAAAGAAGACGGGUGAUGUUCAGGCUAAAAGCACUGCAAAGCUAGAAGAUGAAAGUUGCGACGAGGAUGAAGAAGAACAUGGUGAAACACUAUGCGGAUGCUGUGGUGGGAAUUACAAUGCUGACGAGUUUUGGAUUGGGUGUGAUAUCUGUGAGAGAUGGUUCCAUGGUAAGUGCGUGAAGAUCACACCUGCUAAAGCUGAGGGUAUAAAGCAGUAUAAAUGCCCGGCAUGUAACUUGAAGCGGAGCAGACCAUAGUUUCUUCAUGAAUUAGAGAGAGGGGUCAUGCCAUCAAUUUUGUUGCUUUGGCAACUAACAAAAUAGUACAGCAUUAUGUAAUGGUAACUUUUUCGUCAUGACCCCUGGCUUCUUCCCUUUAAGCCAUUUUAGGAUGCCCAAUAUAUUGCAAGUGUUAAAUUUUUCUUGAUUUAUUUUUAUGGUUUGAGCUAGUAAACAGAGUUUUACUAGCCUUGUUAGCUUAUUGAUUGCCGUUGAUUUAGAUUUAUUCACCAAGAUGGUGUAAACUGUAAAGUAGAAAGCAAAACGUCAAGUUCAGCAAGUUUGACAACUCUUUUGUUUUUUUCUAAAAA